ACGCCUCUUCCGCCAUCGCAGUGGCCAUGGAACCCUCUCCGCUCACCCAGGUCGAACGGCCGGAAACAUUCCAACCCAAAAUCAUCCGCCUCUACGAGACUGUUUUUAGGGAUGAGGAUGAGGAUGUAGACCUGUCCGAUGGCUUCUGGGAGGAGUUUUUCCUCCAUCGACCAGAUCAUGCAGGCUUCAAGCGCAUUCUCGAGACGAUAUCGCCAGACGACAUGCUGCACCUCCAAGCGCAUUCACAGCAACUGUUCCAAAGAGCCAUUUCGCGUAUACAGCAGGCGUCUGCGCCCUCGGACGAGAUUGCCCUCGAGACCUUGACAGUGUUCCUAGAUGCCGCGUUGAGCAAGAAAUACACGAACCCCAGUUCCGACAUCAUCGCCGUUCUCGCUGGCCUCAACGAUGCCGACACCGUAAUGUCCGACUUCGUGGCCGCGCUGGAUACCGUCAUACGGAAUGGUCGCUCCCUGUCUCUGCGACUCAAGGCCGUACGAACCUCGCUCUCCAUAACCGCUACCGGCUUCCACACGGCACUCCCUUCAUACUUUACACACCGCGACCUGUUCCCUGCGCUCAUGAAGUUCACUCAAGAUUGCGAGCACAGCUCUCAGGUUCUACCGGCAUUGUACUUGCUUGGUUUGCUGGUCAAUUACAACAAGUUCGAAUUUCAGAAUCCGUACAGAUUACGGCUAGACGAUUUCGUGAAUGAUGCCAUCAUCCAAAAGAUCGUCACAAGCGUUGGGGACACUUGUGUGAAGCUGAGGGACGCCUAUGUGGCGAUACAAGAUGAUAUGCCAGAGCCGUGGUCGUUAGGGUCAACGUUGAACUACAUUGGGUUGGGGGUACUAUCUCCCACAUCACGGCCCACAACACCUACACCGGGUGCCGAAGAUCCCAAAUCCCUAUUUGCAGCAUUACCAGGGCCUGAGAUUGGAGUACUUCUUUCUACCUACGAUUUCGCCAAUGCCAACAAAGUCUUCUGCUUCAAUCUUGUAUCAACGCCUGCCCCAAAUAAAAGCGAUCCUUCGCCCUUAAGUUCCUUCCUGUCGCUUACAUCAUAUCUUUCGCAACAUGCACAUCGCUCCCAGAGAGCUGCAUUGUAUACUCAUCUCAGUCUAUUCACCCUACAGAUUCUUGUGGAAGAUCAAUCGUUAGCAAAACGCCUGUGUAGCGACGAGAGCAAGCUUUCCGUCCGCCUGUGUCGGCAACGGCAGCCUUUUCUACCUCUGGUUAAGGGCGAGCGAACUGCCACUUCUGUGAUUCUGGACCUUAUGAUAGAUGGCAUCAAUCACAAUCUCCGACGGCGGCUGGAUGUCGAAUAUUAUAUCUUAUGUAUAGGUAUUCUAUUACGAAUACUCUCAUUCCUGAGCCGCACUAAAACCCGCAUCGCCUACCAUUGGUCGGAGUUGUGGCGGACACUACUUUCCUUCUUCCGCUUUUUGACUACCUACGUCGAUGACAUUCGCUCCCUGCGCCGCUCGUCGGAAUUGGUCGAUAUACUCGUCAACCUUCUCGCCUUUGCCCUAUCAAGUGGUGAGAACUUCCUUCCGGAUCCCGCAUCGUACGACGAUUUGUUUUACAAGCUCGUCGAAACUGGGGAUAGUCUGGCCAAGUUCCGCGACGCUUUUGGCCUGAGCAGUUCAACGUCUAUGCAGACAUUGGUAAAUGUCUCAUCCCACUACCAGACGCUUCUCGAAGGUGGCGGGGACCAGGCGAAAGCGAAGAAUAAGAUUCUCAGCCCGAGAGAGGUCAACAACGUUAUCAAGCAAGGGUACAGCACGCUUUCGAUUGAAGCCGAGGAAGGCCUUGAUCGAUGGGAACGGUUUCGUGAGGUCGAGUAUAAGAUUGCUCUUAAGAAGAUUGCGAGGGCGGCAAUCGAGGACGCUAAGAUGCUGAAGGAGGACAAGUAA
This is a messenger RNA of Periconia digitata, 1913 nucleotides long. The record is from the annotation of a GenBank genome assembly. Lineage: Eukaryota; Fungi; Ascomycota; Dothideomycetes; Pleosporales; Periconiaceae.